Messenger RNA from Talpa occidentalis (Iberian mole), 3822 nucleotides. It is a transcript of the gene RCCD1, whose product is annotated as RCC1 domain containing 1. The record is from RefSeq and is a predicted model, not a curated record. Lineage: Eukaryota; Metazoa; Chordata; Mammalia; Eulipotyphla; Talpidae.
AUGGCGGCCGAGCGCCCCGCGGCCUGGUUCGGCUUCGGGUUCUGCGGCUUCGGGCGCGCCGGGCCCGGGCGCGGGCUGCGGGUGCUGCGGCCGGAGGCGCUGCGGGGCCCGGGCGCCGACGCCCUCCGCGUGCGCGCCAGCUGGAGCUACACCGCGCUGCUGACGCGCGCCGGCCGCCUGGAGCUGUCGGGCGCGGCGGGCGGCGGGGCCGGGGGCUGCCGCGACGCGUGGGCCGCGGAGGCGCUGCUCGUGCUGCUGCGCGCGCCGGCGGGCCCCGGGCGCGGGCCGGAGCUGCAGGCCUGGGCGCCCGGGCGCGCGCUGCGCGGGGCGCCCCUGUGGGCGCGGGCGCUGCGCCCCGAGGGCGGCGCGGGCCGGGCCGGGCCGCCCCCGCUGCCGCUGCUGCCCGGCGCGCACCUGAGCCCGCGCCCGCCCUUCUGCCGCGCGCUGGCCCCGGGGCUGCGGGCGCUGCGGCUGGAGCUGGGCGCGGAGCACGCGCUGCUGCUGGGCGCGGGGGGCCGCGUGUUCGCCUGGGGCGCCGGCCGGCUCGGCCAGCUGGGCCACGGGGCGCUGGAGGCCGCGCGCGAGCCCCGGGCCGUGGAGGCGCUGCAGGGGCUGCCCGUGGCGCGCGUGGCGGCGGGCGGCUGGCACUCGGCGUGCGUGAGCGAGGCCGGGGACGUUUACGUCUGGGGCUGGAACGAGUCGGGGCAGCUGGCCCUGCCCGCCCGGAGCCUGGGGCCGCGCGGCGAGGCCCCGGCGGGGGCAGCCCCCGGCCCCGGCGGACGCCCCCCGGGGGAGAGCGCGGCGGGGCCCGGAGCCCCCUUCGUAGCGGUGCAGCCCUUCCCCGCGCUCCUGGACCUGCCCCUGGACGCCGAGGCCGCCGAGGUCAGCUGCGGGUCCCGGCACACGGCGGUGGUGACGCGCGCCGGCGAGCUGUACGCCUGGGGCUGGGGCAAAUACGGCCAGCUGGCUCGGGACACGGCCAGCCGCGACCGGCCCUGCCGCGUGGACUACUUCGCCGACAACCACCUGCGGGUGCGCGCCGUGCACUGCGGGCCCUGGAACACCUACGUGUGCGCCGCGGGCGCGCAGAGCUGACGGACCAAACCAACCAAAAAGUGUUUUUGGGGAGAAAGAGAACCAUCACAUUGUGUCUUUAAAUCUACGUCAGAACAGCAGUGAGGUACGGACCCGGGAACUACAGGUCAGGCGUGAACUCUCAGAAGGAGGUGCUCGGCAGAGUUCACCGUCUCCACAGCCUAGAGGUCAAGCGUGAGAAAGCCACGCCCCAGAUGGACUACGCCAGAGCAGGCGUCCACGCUCGUCUCCGGGCCCUGCCACGGAAGGAAGGCUGCCCGGCCGUUCCUGGCUACACACGCGAGUCGGCACCCCCAGGCGGGAGCCGCAGUGCACGUUAGCACCUGCUGGCAGCGCUUAGCGGGCCAUGCUGACUGUAAACUUGAGGCCCACUUGAGUGCAGGCUCCCAAUGAGCAGAUGCCAGACCGCGUGGUUUACCCCUGACUGCCCUCUCAGGACAUGGGCUACACCUGCAGACGCCGAGUUUAAGCGCUUACAUCAGCGCACCAUUGCCAAAGCAGAGGCUCCCUCCGGAGAAGUACUAGUAGCCUUUAAAGUCAGGGAGUGAGAAGGGCCUCCCCAGUGGCCUAGCGGGUUAAGGCUCAGUGCCGCGGUGCUGCUACUGCUACGGCCUGAGUUCGAUACCUGGCCCAGGGAGCCAACCCACGUAAGGUGCAGGGGGCCUCUCCUCUUGCCCACUGCUCCCGAGUGGUGUAAUUCAGUCAUGUUCGCUCUUCCUGUGUGUCGCCCCCUCCCCAUGUCUGUCCACUCCCCCCUCCCUCGUCUGUCUAAUUCCCUCCGCCCACCCCCUCCUCACCCCCAACAUGAGGCCAGGUCUAAUGAAACGUGUUGGGAACAUCCGCUGAAAGAACAGAAAACAAGGGGAGCUCAUCAUAUGUGGAAGCAAGAACUCACAGCUAAGGUGGAGGCGGAGCAGUGUUUGGUUUACAUUAAAUGUUUUCAGCUGAUUAAAAAUACACACAAACUAUGCUUAUAAAGCAGUAAGAAUCUUUUGUUCAUUUUUACCUCGUGAUACACUUUAUUCUCCUUUCUUUAAGUGCCCUCUUUAGCCAGAAUCUCAUGUACUAGCUUCAUUUUUAGUGCUAACAUUUAAUCCAGAUGCAUUCCAUAUACUGGUGCUGAUAAAACGGAAUAUAGCAGCUUCCAAAUGGUGGGAACUAGCAAGGACGUUCCCUUCCUAUCCUCUGUGCAGGGGAUGGCAUUAGCGAGUUCUAGGCAGAACUUUGGAGCUAACCCCUGGUCUGUUUCCACCAGUGUGCAGUCUCUUUAUCUGCCUGGCAGUGAGAGUCAAGCCCUCUUGAAAAGGAAAAAUAAACCCAGCGCUCUGAUAUUCCAUAAUUGCAUUUCUGUACUUUUUGGCUCACAUAAUAAAUGUUGGGAUGUGUGUACACACCUAAUUUUAGAAAUUUCUCUAGUAUCUUUACUUACUGAUCCCUUUAGUAAUGGGAAGAUUUUUGGGGUCUCUCUGGUGGUAAGAGGGGUUAAGCACCACACUAUGAAGCAAUCUGCAGCCUCAUGCAGCACGAGUUCGAUCCUCGGCCGGACAGGGAGAAACCCACAUGGUGCAGCAGACCUCUCCUGUCUCCUCGCUGCUCCCCUCAGCAGUGGAUUUCAGUCAGUCUGCCUGUUCUGCAUCCCAACCUGUCUCUGGUGAGUCCUCUCACCCCCCUGCAUCUCUGGCCUGUACCACGGCUCUUGUAUGCAUAAAUAAAUAAUGGGAAGAUUUUUCUUCCUUGUAAUAAAAAUGACACAUGAGACAGUAUAUACACAUCUUGUGGAUAAUAAAAGCCAGGUUUGCUCCCGUUGAUCUUGGGCACAAAGCUGAUGAACAUUCUCAAGUGCUCUCUUGCCUAAGUUUUCUUUCAUAUUCCUUCCCCCACCCUGUCAACAGAGGGCUGGGUCUUUGAAAAUGUCCAGAAACAACAUUUGUUGAACUUAGUAAAGACAGCCUCAUCUUUAUAGAAAUUCGGGUUAGGUCAGCCAGGAACUGCACGGGGCUCUGAGGGCACCAGCUUGGGCUCUUGCACCUGCCUGCGGUGCUUCCGGGUUAAGCUGCUUGACACUCAAGUGCAUUCGGCCCUCGUCUCUCGACACGAGGACUGGGUAAGCUGUUCCUGGAAGGGCUGGUCAUUGCACCUGAUGACUGGAGCUUCACUACAUCCAGGGACACACUGCUUCAGAGAUCGAGAGAGCUCUAAUUUCCCAGUAGCACGUGCAAAUGCUUAUUUGUACAGUAAAGGCAACAUGGGCUGAAAGCUCGAAAAGCUUCAGAAGUAGACACACUCCUGAACCUGCACACAGCAGGCCACGUGCGGACCACGUUGCUGUACUAACCAUCAUGAUAGGGAGCGAAAGCUUCUCUCUGCUCCUGGCUGUAGAAACACCGGUCCCAGUACUGAGCCAGCUCCACUCGAAUUGCCUCAAUCACUUUCUUCAUGUUUUGCAUCUUCAGUUCUUCCAGCCGACCCACUUCCAAUUGCAGCUGAAAGAAAGAAAGCAGCUGAGAGACCUGCGCUUCUGCGUUCACCUCGGUUUGCAGAAGCUUCCCCCGUUAAAAUAAAAGUGCAGCGGGCUUUAUGCCAGAGAUAAAUUGACCACCUUUGCAACCACAUGAUAACGAGCCACGAAUGUCUGCAAGAGGCAGAAGGCCUGCCCCCCUUGCUGUGUCUAUCUUGGAAACAAGUUUGCUCAAGGCAGAAGCUAGUCAGCACAUUAGACCUGGCACG